Molecule: messenger RNA, 1893 nt
Organism: Argentina anserina (silverweed cinquefoil)
Lineage: Eukaryota; Viridiplantae; Streptophyta; Magnoliopsida; Rosales; Rosaceae
Product: FRIGIDA-like protein 4a
Exons: 3
Coding region: 54-1694 (546 amino acids)
Source: RefSeq, a predicted model, not a curated record
CCUCCAUUUUCCUCAAUUCCAAAACGCCGUCGUUUCAAUAAUCUCAUCUUCCAAUGGGGACCGAACUGGUGGUGGCGACUCACCGAGUCCAGAAAUUCUUCGACGACCUAGAGGCCCAGAAGGCCAUCCUCUCCACCUCCACCAGCCUCUACGCCGCCAUCUCCGACCACUUCACCGCCCUCCGCACUUCCCUCGCCGACAAAUCCCAAUCCCUCGACGCCAAAUUCCAAUCCCUCGACUCCCGCUCCCGCGAAACCCUAGCCUCCCUCGCCCUCCGCGAGACCUCUCUCCCGGAGCGCCAGGCCUCCGCCGCGGCCGCAGUCUCCGACCGAAAACGCGCCGCCGUGGCGGAGUUUGAGCGGAGUAUUCCGGCGAGUUCGGACAUCGCCGAAGCGCUGAAGUCGCUGUGUAGGAAAAUGGACGCGGAGGGGCUGCUGAGGUUUAUAGUCUCGAAGCGGAAGGAGUCGGUGUUGCUGAGGGCGGAGAUCGUUCCGGCGAUGGCGGAGGCGGUGGACCCGCCGAGGAUUGUGAUGGAUGCGUUGGAGGGGUUUCUGGAGACGAAGGCUAAGAAAGUUGGGGUCACUGAUAAGCGGUGGGCCUGUGGGCUGUUGGUACAGGCUCUGUUUCCGAAUGCCGGCCCGAAAGGACCGGCAUUUUCCCGGAGUGUGGUGGAGAGGGCGGCGGGGAUUGCGGACAGGUGGAAGGAGCAGAUGGAGGAGCUGAGUGGGAGCGGUGGAGGGACGUUGGGGGCGGCGGAGACGGUGAUGUUUGUGCAGAUGGUGAUAGGGUUUCAGCUGAAGGAGAAGUAUGACAAGGAGUUUUAUAAGAAGUUGGUGAUGGAUCAUGCUGCUAGGAGAGAUAUGGCUAGGCUUGCAGGGCAACUGCAAUUCGGAGACAUCGGAGAUGUUAUUGAUGAGUUAGUGAAGAACGGGAAGGAGAUAGAAGCAAUAUAUUUUGCUUUUGAGUCCGGUUUGACGGAGAGGUUUCCUCCUAUCUCCCUUCUCAAGUCCUAUUUGAAGAACUCCAAGAAGGAUGCUUCAGCCAUAAUGAAGAAUGGCAACAAUAGUGUGGUUGCAUCUGAGCAGUCAGGCACUUUGGAGUUAAAUUCCAUGAGAGCAGUGAUCAAAUGUGUAGAGGACCACAAGCUUGAAUCAGAGUUUACACUUGAAUCCCUAAGGAAGCGAGUCACUGCUCUAGAGAAAGCCAAAGUGGAUAGAAAGAAGAAUUCAGCAGCAGCUUCCGGGAAGUCUAAUAACAAGCGAUCCUACGGUGCUGGUGCUGGUGGCGGUGGCGGUGGCAGUGGCCGUGGAGGGGUUGGAUCAUCUUCUUUCCGCCCAGCCAAAGCUGCCAAGUAUUCCAAUGCUUACCCAUCAUCCUUUAACCGGAGAAUCCCAAAUCCUCCUACACAGCAUAGCCCGGUAACAAGGUAUCCUGAACCGUAUAAUUACCCAAGCCCAACCGUGUAUGAUGGCCCAACAUCAGUCUCUUACGGAACCUCAUAUGGAGUAGCUCGUGCUCAAAGCGCUGUUGCUCUUCCACAACAACGCAUCUACUCUUUAUCCGGCGACAACAGCAUGGCUUCUAGUUCUGCACUCCGAAGUGGUUCAUAUGGCGGCCAGACCAGCUAUGGAGGACCAUAUGAUUAUGCAAAUGCGACACCAACAUCAUACCAACCACCACCCUAUCAACAAUAAUUUGACACAGUUACAUGGCUCGUUAUCUUCGGCUGGUGAUUAGGGUCCAUUGUCAUAUAAUGCUUUUUUGGCCAUGUACCACAUAGUCUAGAUUAUGUUACUGCGGCUCUUUUCACUUUGAUUCUUACCUUACAAUCAAAGGUUAGAAAAGUAAGAGCAAUUAUGCCCCUUGGUUACUAAUUUACUAUAUUCAUUGACA